CCUGGUGCAAUCCGCGCCGCCUGCCGCAUCAGCCGGACCGAGGCGGAGCCGCGGCUGCGGGAGUUACAUCAUCCCCGACGGCGCGGCCAGGAGCCGCAGCGGCCGCGCAGACAAAGGCGCUCGCCGCUCGGGGACGGCGCAUUGGCUCGCUGCGCUGCGCCCUCGCCGCUGGCACCAUGGAGCGCCGCUGCUGCUGUUGCUCUUAGGCGGGGAGGGACGCAGGAUCCCACCCUACCCGCCGCCCCGAGGUGGGGGUCCUCUGGAUUGGGCGCUACCCUCCUCUUGGAUUCCGCCUACCCUGCAGGAUCGUCGGCCAAGGAAGGGAGAAAAGCAGUCCGGAAUUGGGGGGCGAGAAAGCAAGAGAAGGACCCCUCUCCAAAAUAAAGACCCGCAUAUAGGGAACGCCGUCGAGGCCGACGCCAAAGAUGAGUCUGCUUGCACAGGAGUGCCCUCUGGUCGUUGCAUCACAGAAGAAGCAGCGGCUGGACUUUGAUGAUGCACCUGAGACCAGCAUCCCAGAAGCCAAGCGCCCGCGUCUCAGCCUGCUGCCAAGCCCAAGCCCCUGCCUCCAACCCCUUGCCUCCAGCCCCCUUCCUGCCACAGACCGGGAGUCGGGGAUAUCCGAGAUUGGCCCAUAUAUCCUCCUCGGGGCCACCGAAGGCGGUCGCUGCUACAGGGCUGUGGACAGACACACAGAGGCAGAAUACACCUGCAAGGUCUAUCCAGCCAAGAGCUACCCAGAGGCGCUGGCCCCUUACGCCGCCCUUCCAGCGCAUCCCAACAUCGCCCGUGUGGCGGAUGUGAUAGUCGGGGACCAGAACAUUUACGUCUUCUUCCAGCCCGGGAGGGAUGACAUGCAUAACUAUGUGCGGCGGUGCAAGCGCCUUCCUGAGCCCGAGGCUGCUGUCCUCUUCCGUCAGAUGGCCGAAGCGGUCGCCCACUGCCACCAGCAUGGCGUGGUCCUCCGGGACCUCAAACUGCGGAAAUUCGUGUUUGCUGACCGAGAAAGAUCCAAACUGCUGCUGGAGAAUCUGGAGGACUCGUGUUUGCUGAAAGGUCCCGACGACUCCUUGGAGGACAAGCGCGGCUGCCCGGCCUACGUGGGUCCCGAGAUCCUCAGCUCCAAGGAGUCCUACUCUGGCAAGGCUGCUGACAUCUGGAGCCUGGGCGUGGUGCUCUAUACCCUCCUCGUGGGGUGCUACCCCUUCCAAGACACCAAGCCCCUGUCGCUCUUCGGCAAGAUCCGCCGCGGGCGCUUUGCCGUCCCCGAGGACCUCUCUCCCAAAGCCCGCUGCCUCGUCCGCUGCCUCCUGCGAAAGGACCCAUCUGAGAGGCUGACGGCCAGCGGGAUACUCUUGCACCCAUGGCUGGCUCCUGGCAGCGCCUCUGAGGGCUCGUGGAGCGGCCCCUCCAGAGAUCAGGGGCUGGAGCAGGUGGUCCCAGACGUGGGGGGCUUGGGGGAGGUCAAGGCCAAAGAGGAAGAGGAGGGAGGCCUGUACAGCUGAGUCGCCAAGGAGAACGAGAUGGACAAAAAAGCAACAGGGUGACUCUUGUCUUGACCUGACUAGCCAUGAACCAUGGGAGGGAGACCCCCUCUCACCCUUCAGUUCCCUCGCUCGGAUCGUGCCCCAGAAAGAAGUGUCUUCAAGCGAAGGCAACAAUCACAUUUGCCAGCAAACUGGG
This is a messenger RNA of Podarcis raffonei (Aeolian wall lizard), 1683 nucleotides long. It is a transcript of the gene TRIB3, whose product is annotated as tribbles pseudokinase 3. The transcript is spliced from 4 exons. Gene Ontology annotation, biological process: regulation of MAP kinase activity; protein phosphorylation; positive regulation of proteasomal ubiquitin-dependent protein catabolic process. Lineage: Eukaryota; Metazoa; Chordata; Lepidosauria; Squamata; Lacertidae. Gene Ontology annotation, cellular component: nucleus. The record is from RefSeq and is a predicted model, not a curated record. The coding region runs from base 426 to 1505 and encodes 359 amino acids. Gene Ontology annotation, molecular function: ATP binding; protein kinase activity; mitogen-activated protein kinase kinase binding.